AUGACUUACACCAGAGUCAUGUACGACAUGCCUCCCCCCAAGGUGGGCGAGAACAAUGGCUACUGGCAGCUGCCUAGACACAUGAAGCCUGCUGGCGCCCUUGCUGCUGCCUGCAUCGUCAACAAGACGUUUCCCGAGGUCUAUGCAUUCCUGGAACAGACGUUCUGGGAGAUUGUGGGCAGUGAGGAGUUAUCCAUGAAGAGAAACCCUAUCAAGCCGACUCCCAAAUGGGGCCGCUUCGUGUUGCGUCACCUCGGCUUGAAGUUCUUGUACGAAGACGAGGACUUGACCGCUAAGGAACGCGCUCACCGUAUCUUCCCCAUGUUUGAGGAGAUCAGCGAUGAGGAGUGGAUGCGUCGUGCCGCUCNNCCCCUUCAUUACCCUUACACUCCCACCUCUCAGAAGGCCUAUGAUGAAGAGAUGGCUUGGCGUAAUGCCAGAAGAAAGGCAGAGUGGGAAGCUGGAGCCAUCGAGUACAAGAAGUACCAGAGAAGAAUCAGACGCAACGAGAGAGCCAAAGUCAAAGCCCUGGAUCCCGAAGACUUCUCCGACUGUGACAGCUUUGCCAGCGCCAGCUCCUUCGACAGCAACUCCAGCAUUGGCAGCACUUCGGCCGAAGAGGUUCUCGAGAAGCUCUGCAACACCCUUCGUUCCUUGUACAAGAAUGGCAUCAAGCCAUCUGCCCCCUCGUUCAAGCGUACACUCCAGAGAGCUGCAGAUGUCAACCGCAUCAUUCACGAUGACUCUGACAGCGACUCCAUCACUACCAGCCCUCAGAUGAGACGCCUGAGAGCCCUGCCUGACCCCAAUUGGAACAUCAAGCUCGAUGAGAACAUGAUCUUGACCAUUCUCGACUUCGACAACGACCCUUUCUUGACUCCAGCUGACGAGGAAGGCCUCUACAAUGUUCAGGCAUGCUUCAACACUAGAGACAUUCGUAUCGCCGAGGAGAUCAUCUGCAGACUGCCCAAGCUCAUCAACCUAUACGGCAAGGAUAAGCACCAGAUCAAGAAGGACGAGGAAGAGUACGCCCGCCUGAUGAUCCUCUACAAGAGGGUCNAGGAGAGACUCGAUGCCGCCAUUCACGGCAUCUCGAGUGAUGGUCAGCGCUACGAAGACGAUGAUUCCCAGGACUACACUGAGGACUCCGAGGACUCUGAGGACGCCCAGGACGACGAGGCUGCGAGCAAGAAACCCAAGGACAGCAAGUCGGGUGGCGAUGGCGACGACAGCGAGGACCCUGAGAAUCAACCUGACUGGCUCCGCAAGAUCUCCAAGAAGCCGAGACUGAUUAUCGAGGCUCCUGACAUGGACGUCAACCCCAACUACGUCAAUCUCUCCCCUAUGAAUGAGGAGGAAGAGGAAGAUCACUUCGCCAGACGUCGUGAGCUUGCUCAAGCCGAACGCGAGCUCCUCGAGACUGAGAGUGAGCGCAAGGAGAGAAUCGCUCAUGAAAUUAAGCAANAGGGCAACGACAUCCAGUGGCUCCACACCCGCGACAGAGAGGACUUCCCCACUUUGGCUCGUGUCUCAACCUCUACUCAGCCAGUUUCUCCCCCUAUCCCCACUGAGGGAGCCUUCGCUUCCCGCCAGUUCCAUGAGAGACGCUCAAUGGAGCUGACUCCUCGUCUGUUCGAUGGCCAGACUAUGAAGUGUUUCUCUGCUGGUCCUCAGCACACCGACGAGGUCGAGAGCAUCGAGUCAUCUUCUGCCUCUUCUGUCAAGAAGAAGAAGAAGUCGCUCGCUGCUCGUGCUGUCAAGAAGAUUGAAAAGAAGCUCAAGAUUCUGCGCCGCAAGGCGUUCCGCUUCCUCGAUGACAAUGCCAGCGAGAUCACCUUCUACCGCGGUCCCGGCUGCGACAGUGAUUGA
Messenger RNA from Aureobasidium musti, 1869 nucleotides. NCBI's taxonomy places the organism in Eukaryota, Fungi, Ascomycota, Dothideomycetes, Dothideales, Saccotheciaceae. The record is from the annotation of a GenBank genome assembly.